AUGAUAGGAGGAGAAAACCCGAMYRAUUCCUGUUUAAUAAAGGGACAUUGCUUUGCUGCCAAUGAACCCAACCCACGUGACUGGUGCCAGCAGUGUUUACCACAUGUUGACCAUAAAWMGUGGACAAGUAGAAAAAACAAUCAAGUUCCCAGGUUUCCUUCAAAGACCACCUAUUUUGCCUUACAAGGAGAAAGACUUGUGAUCCAACUGAAAGCAACAGACCCUGAUAACCGUCCCCUAACAUACUCUGUAUUCAGUUCUACAGCUACUGGAUAUACACUCAGUCUAUCUGGUUUAUUGACAUGGAAGGUGACAUCCAAUCAGAAUAAAAAGUUUACCUUUCAAGUGACUGACGAGUGUGGCGCGUUUGAUAUAAUACAUGUGACCGUACAUAUAGUACAAUGUCCUUGCCUCAAUGGUGGCAAAUGUGUACCUCACCCCUACCACCCACGGGGAUCUGGAUCAUACCAAUGUCAGUGUCCCAGAGGAACCGGUGGAGAACGGUGCCUGAAAGUUUGUUCCRGGUCUGAAUGUCCUCGUGGUCUCGCAGUGAAACCUAUAGGGACAACCAAACUUGAAGUGAAAUGGAACGAACCUAAAGACUUACGGUCUGUGGAUUAUUAUUGGCUAAAGUAUGGUCAUACAGACAAACUAACCUGGAAAAUAAAAGUGCUAAAGACUGUCACAACCAAGAUCUUAACUGGUUUGAAAAAGUUCGAAAAUUACCGUGUUUCUUUGACUGUGAUGUUCUCCAAUGAUGGUGAAAAAACGACGGAAGCUGUAGCGAAGACUGGCGAGGAUGUACCUGACGCAGCACCAGUCGUCACUGACAUCUCUCCAGUCAGAUAUGAUACCAUGAAGGUCACGUGGUCAUCUAUACCAGAAGAUCAACGGAACGGUAUCAUCAGAGGCUAUAAAAUAUACUACAAGGAACUGCUGUAUCCUAGAAACAAAUGGAAAGUGUUUGUGGUUACCGGAGGUGAUGUAUCCAGUACGAUGGUGACUGGACUAAAGUCAUACACUGAGUACUGUGUUAAGAUGUAUGCCUUUACCAGUAAAGGAGAGUAUCCUGACUGGGGAAGAAAGCAAUGCAAAAUAGUCAAGACUCCUUCGCUUCCUAUCAAAGUACAAGCUAAGGCCAUGAGUAUGACAGAAGUACUUCUGAAGUUCUUGAAACCAGAGCACUCGUUUCCAUCCAAUAAAGUACAAGUGGAUUAUGGAAAACUGAAAGACGAGUUGAAUAUGAARAAAGCCUGCUAUGGUUCUUCUUGUGUGAUUGAUAACCUUGAGCCAGACACCAUGUACUACUUCAGGGUGAUUGGAUAUGUGUACCAGAGAGGAGAAACGCCAACAUUCACUAAGAUAAAGACAUCAAGAGAUGAGGUUCUUAAAUUCAAACGUCAGAUUAAGUAAAGGAAGAUACGACCUUUUUUACUGCUUUUUUGUGUGUAAUUUUGCAUGCUAGCAUAAUCUUAUUGGGGAUUGAAUUGUGCAUGAUAGCGUAGCGGUGAUUGACAUAAGAUGCGAUAUUUACUUGUAUCGUGUAUCUUUAUUACAUCAUUGGUCACGGGGCUCAAACUAUUAUAUCACCAUUGUAUAACAAAAUUAGAAUAUUCUAACAGUUAAAGAGAAUAACAAGUAUGCGUUUACCUCGUUAUUGAUUUCAGUUAUUACCUUCAAACAAAAUAUAAAUAGACAAGACGUUCUUGGAGCGUGCACUGGGUUGCUUUAUGUGCGUAUAUGAUGGAGCUUAUUAAAACCUUCAUCUUUGUGUACCGCUAUUUGGGGGGAUGUUACUUUCUGAAAUUCUCGAUCUCUCCAUUAUUGAUUAUAUUCUUGAAUUAACUAUGCAAAACUGAAUUAUUUGGAAUGCCCGACCAUAUCAGUUCCAGCUCGUCUGAAUUAAAUUCAAAUGGUCAUUUGUUUUUCGAUAACUUUCUGAAGUUCUCGAUCUCUCCAUUAYUGAUGAUUGUAUUGAAAAUAAAGUGUUUUUCUUAAUGUCCAAACCAGUGAAUCCGAAUGAAUCUCGGUUAUUAAAAGGAUUUUAAAAACUCA
Molecule: messenger RNA, 2055 nt
Organism: Actinia tenebrosa (Australian red waratah sea anemone)
Lineage: Eukaryota; Metazoa; Cnidaria; Anthozoa; Actiniaria; Actiniidae
Product: tyrosine-protein phosphatase Lar
Molecular function (GO): protein binding
Source: RefSeq, a predicted model, not a curated record